Molecule: messenger RNA, 189 nt
Organism: Aspergillus brunneoviolaceus CBS 621.78
Lineage: Eukaryota; Fungi; Ascomycota; Eurotiomycetes; Eurotiales; Aspergillaceae
Exons: 1
Source: RefSeq, a predicted model, not a curated record
GUUGCAGUAGACUACUGGACUAGUUUUAAUCAGAAAAUAUUUCUUACUUUAACUGGAUAUUUUUUAAUAAAAAAUAUAAAUUAUUAUAAAGUUCUACUGGGCUUCCGACCGGUAUCUAAAUCUUAUACUAGUAAGAAUCUAGCUAUAAUUAUUCUAUUAGUUUUAUACAAAUAUAACCUGUUCUAUUAG